CUAGUGCCCAUUUCCCCCUCCUCUGCGCUUGCUGCUGGCGCUUUGUCUGUCUUCAGAGCAGCCUGUGGUGGAGCUUGACCUUGCUGGGUCUCCUGCGAGCCUCUUUUUGGCCUAAGAUUCCCAACUGGACCUACCCACCAUGUCAGCUGCCCCGCGCCUCCUACACCAGGAGCUGUCCUGCCCGCUGUGCCUGCAGCUGUUCGACAGGCCCGUGACAGCAGAAUGCGGCCACAGCUUCUGUCGCGCCUGCCUGAGCCGCGUGGCGGGGGAGCCCGGGGGGGAUGGCACGGUGCCCUGUCCCACUUGUCAAGCACCCACGCGGCCGCAGGCGCUCAGCACCAACCUGCAGCUGGCGCGCCUGGUGGAGGGGCUGGCGCAGGUGCCACAGGGCCACUGCGAGGAGCACCUGGACCCGCUCAGCAUCUACUGCGAGCAGGACCGCACGCUCGUGUGUGGAGUGUGCGCCUCGCUCGGAGCGCACCGUGGCCACCGCUUGCUGUCCGCCGCCGAGGCCCACACGCGUCUCAAGACGCAGCUUCCCCAGCAGCAGCAGCUGCUGCAGGAGGCAUGCACGCACAAGGAGAAGAGUGUGGCCCUGCUCCAACACCAGCUGGCCGAGGUGGAGGAGACCGUUCGACAGUUCCGGGAGGCCGUGGGGGAGCAGUUGGGGAAGAUGCGGGGGUUCCUGGAUGCUCUGGAGAGCUCUUUGAACCGGGAGGCAGCUCGCUUGCAGGAAGAGGCAGGGCAAGCCCUGCGGCGGGAGCUGGGGGGCUUGGGCUCUUACCUGGAGCAGCUGCGGCAGAUGGAGAAGGUGCUGGAGGAUGUAGCCGAAAAGCCGCAGACUGAGUUUCUCAUGAAAUACUGCUUGGUGACCAGCAGACUGCAGAAGAUCCUGGCCGAGUCUCCACCGCCGGCCCGCUUGGACAUCCAGUUGCCCAUCAUUUCAGAUGACUUCAAAUUCCAUGUGUGGAGGAAGAUGCUCCGGGCUCUGAUGCCAGGGGCGCUCGGCGUGAUGGCCGCCCAGGCCGGUCGCCGCGGCCGGCUGCACGCGGUGCCCUCGCAGGGGCUGUGGCUGCUGGGCCUGCGCGACGGCAAGGUCCUGGAGGCCCACGUGGAGGCCAAGGAGCCGCAGGCGCUGAGCUGGACCGAGAGGCGGCCCACGCGCAUUGGCCUGUACCUGAGCUUCGGCGACGGCCUCCUAGCCUUCUACGACGCCAGCGACGCCGACGAGCUCGCCCUGCUCUUCGCCUUCCGCGAGCGCCUGCCCGGGCCCGUGUACCCCUUCUUCGACGUGUGCUGGCACGACAAGGGCAAGAACGCCCAGCCGCUGCUGCUGGUCGGGCCGGACGGCGGCACGAAGGCCUGA
Molecule: messenger RNA, 1366 nt
Organism: Echinops telfairi (small Madagascar hedgehog)
Lineage: Eukaryota; Metazoa; Chordata; Mammalia; Afrosoricida; Tenrecidae
Gene: TRIM72
Product: tripartite motif containing 72
Exons: 7
Coding region: 140-1366 (408 amino acids)
Molecular function (GO): zinc ion binding
Source: RefSeq, a predicted model, not a curated record